AUGUUUGCUAUCCCUCCUCCACCUAGAUAUCCUACGAAUAGUAACUUGAUAGCCACCACUCUCGAGACUGCAAAUACUAUUCAUCACCGCGAAGGACCAGAGUAUACAUUUCAAGCUGGCGAAGGUCGAUACAUUCUACGUGACGACCUACAACUGGCGACACCGCCUCCGCAUCCUUCAGAAGUUCCCAUCAUCAACCCAAAUCCCCUCAGUACCGGCCUAAACCCACCAACGAGCGGCGUGAAGCUGUCUCUCGUUUCGCUGAAUCCCAAACAGAUCAACACCGAUUUAUACCGAACGACGACUGCCACUAGCAGUCUGUUGAGAUGGAGGUCUCUGGGAUUGAAUACUUCGAAAGAGUCCAAGGAGUCCAAAGAGUCUAGAGAAGCGAAAGAGGCCAAAGAGGCCAAAGAAGCUAAAGAAGCCAAAGAAGCCAGGGAGUUCAAGGAUUUCGAGAAGGAGCCAAGAUCCUCUCUUGACACGACCAGCGACAUAAGUAACCCGGCAGCGUCAGCGAACGGCAGUAACAAAUCAAGCGUCAAGGUCUUUGGCGAGGGCAAUGCCGCACUGUCUCCGGUUAUCAGCAGGGGUGACAAUCUGAAGCGACGGAAACCCAAAAACAAUAUCAUCAAGAGCAAUUCUUCUUUCGUCUCCCGUGUCAUCCCACACGAAUCUCUGGCGAAGAAGCUGGUAGAGCGAGACCAGGGCGGAACAUUUUGUUUUGCAAAUAUCAAUCGAGCCUUCCAAUGGCUGGACCUCUCCUCAAGUUCGAAGCAAGAUCCCAUGACUAAGAUUCUCUUCACCAAAGCUCACAUGUUAUGUCACGACGUGAAUGCGUUGACCAAACACUCGACUCAUCUGGAUGUUAUCAUGGGAUCCUCGGCGAGUGAUAUCAUCUGGUACGAACCCAUGUCCCAGAAAUAUGCCCGAAUCAACAAGAACGGCGUCAUCAAUAAUUCUGCUGUGGCCAAGAUCAAAUGGAUACCGGGGUCGGAGAAUCACUUCCUUGCUGCCCAUGUGGACGGGAUGCUAGUAGUUUAUGACAAGGAGAAGGAAGACGCUCCUUAUGUCUCGGAAGAACUGGUAGAUGAAGGCAUCAGUAUUCCGGACGAGGAUCAAUCGACCCUGGUCAUCACGAAGAGUGUCAAUUCCCAGAAUCAGAGGACCAAUCCUGUGGCAUGCUGGAAGAUUUCGAACCAGGCCAUCAUGGAUUUUGCAUUCUCGCCCGACAGCAAGCAUCUGGCCGUGGUAGGAGACGACGGGUUCCUCCGGAUAAUCGACUAUCUUCAGGAAAGACUCACCGACAUAUACUCAUCCUAUUAUGGCGCCUUCACAUGUGUAUGCUGGUCACCAGACGGGAAAUAUGUGCUCACUGGUGGUCAAGAUGAUCUGGUGACUAUUUGGUCCCUGGAUGAACGACAGAUCAUUGCGCGAUGCCAUGGUCAUGAUUCCUGGGUCACCGCAGUCGCCUUUGACCCCUGGCGAUGCGAUGAACGAACUUAUCGUUUCGGGAGUGUGGGAGACGACUGCAAGCUCUUGCUCUGGGACUUUAGCGUUGGAAUGCUCCAUCGCCCUAAGGGGGUGACGGCUCGACCGAGAGGCAGCAUCUCCGUACAGUCAGUCUCAUUGCUUCGGCAACGAACAGAGAGCACGAGCGUGGUCAAUCGAAUUCGAUCAGAUUCCAACCGUACCGGAAGUUUUAAAGAAGACAUCGUUGAUGAAUCAGAAUUCCUCAAUCAUGCAGUUGACGCAAGAGCGCGAACUGCCGUCUUGCCUCCUGUCAUGUCAAAGAAGAUAGACGAGCAUCCUCUCAGUGGGCUAGCAUUUGAACAGGACUGCAUCAUCACAUCCUGUUCGGAAGGACACGUUCGAACCUGGGAUCGACCUCGUGAGAAUGCCAACAGCAGCCAAAUCAACCUAUCGGAGAAGCCCAAAACAUGA
Molecule: messenger RNA, 1941 nt
Organism: Exophiala oligosperma
Lineage: Eukaryota; Fungi; Ascomycota; Eurotiomycetes; Chaetothyriales; Herpotrichiellaceae
Exons: 7
Coding region: 1-1941 (646 amino acids)
Biological process (GO): carbon catabolite repression of transcription
Cellular component (GO): cell division site; nucleus; cell tip
Molecular function (GO): protein binding
Source: RefSeq, a predicted model, not a curated record